UGGAGGAGGCGGAGCCCAACCGGCAAGAUGGCGCCGUCUGCCUUGCUGCGUCCUUUCUACAAGCUGCUGGCCCCGGCCAGGCUCCCGAGCGGCUCUUCAGCGCGGUCAAAGUUCUACAUUCGGGAACCGCCACAAGGCAGACCUGACUGGCUGAAGGUUGGACUGACCUUGGGCACCUCCGUUUUCUUGUGGAUCUAUCUCAUCAAACAACAUAAUGAAGAUGUUUUAGAGUAUAAAAGAAGAAAUGGGUUGGAAUAAACUUUUGAAAUACCAAUACAGUAUAUAGUGUUUAUAGCAGUUCCUCUGGAUUCACCAAUCUGUUGAGCUGUAAACUGAGAGAGUUACAUGUGAACAUAUGUCAAGUCAGCAUUUGUGUUUCACAUAAUUAAAUUAAAAAAUACUUGUGUAUUCUUCA
Mesoplodon densirostris (Blainville's beaked whale) is the source of this 415-nucleotide messenger RNA. RefSeq names its product NADH:ubiquinone oxidoreductase subunit C1 (gene NDUFC1). Bases 28 to 258 code for a protein of 76 amino acids. Gene Ontology annotation, cellular component: mitochondrion. The record is from RefSeq and is a predicted model, not a curated record. The transcript is spliced from 4 exons. NCBI's taxonomy places the organism in Eukaryota, Metazoa, Chordata, Mammalia, Artiodactyla, Ziphiidae.